Molecule: messenger RNA, 4224 nt
Organism: Amoebophrya sp. A25
Lineage: Eukaryota; Dinophyceae; Syndiniales; Amoebophryaceae
Source: the annotation of a GenBank genome assembly
AGUUGUGCAGGUGGUGUAUGACGACGAGUCCGUGACAUAAUUUACCCAAGCAACAUAUGUCACCCCCCAAGAGCGGCACCAAAACGCAAAUUUCAUGCACUAUCAACAAGAGGUAUAUACAAGGAGGGAGGUGAUCAUAAUUACUUUGUAGUUGUUUGCUAUAAACGCGAUUCCAUUUCCGAACAACAAUCUUUCUAUCUUCGAUAACAUAAAACAUCUUGAUCUUACUUUCUCGCGAUUAUUAUGCGGAAGACCUCCUGAUACAAGUAGUGGAGCGUCGUGGUCCUUCAUUUUAUCUUCUUCACGACUGAGACAAAAAAUAUUAAAGUUCGAAUCUUCAGUUCGCUACACAAAUCAACUCAAUCUUAUUCUUGAUACCUAUACCAAAAGUAAGUGUCAGUACGAUCAACAUGUUGUGAAUCCAUGGAGAGUGAAACGUUGUAGUUCAUAUGUAAGUGUUUGGAAUCCGUUUCUCUUUACAACAUCUCUUUUCCCUUGUGUGCUUGGUUGAAUAUCAGUACUCAUGAACGGAAAUAAAAAUCAUGUAACCUCCAGAACGAAGUAUGAAUGUGAUAGUACUUACAAGAACUAGACCUUCUCCAAUUCACCGCUUUAAAUUGAUGCAACUUUGAUACGAAGUCGAAGAUUGAUCGACAUUCAUUAUCCAUUUUCCUUGUGAUUAGUUUAUGUUCGAUGUAUCUAGGAUUAGGUGAAUAAUUAAAACCAUUGGAAGCGUAAGCGUCUGAAAUCAUUUUUAGGAAGUAGCUUGCAGAAAUUGAAUGAUUCUAAUACACAUUACAGUCUGUCGUCGAGGUGUUAGUUUAGUGGUGUAGUGAUGUAGAACAUUGUACUAGAAUAGCUAUAGUUUGCAGUUGUAAAUGUUGUAUUUUGAUGCUCCUUGGGGUGCGGUUGGUUGUUCCUAACUACGAUAGAAUAGUAAGAAUCAUCUUUUAAUUAAUAUCUGCUUGACGUUCCUCUAUUCUUCAGGAAGUAGAAGAAUUGCUUAUCAACGUCAUUUGUAGAACUUCUGCUUGUGGUGGGAUAGUACAUCUGGUAGCAUAAAAUUAAAAGCUAGUCAUAUCAUCUACUACCUAUCGAUUUAGGUAUGCUUCUUUCUUUUGCAGCAGCAGUUGUUGUUGGACGAACGAAGGGAAGUCUACCACGUAGAUGAUUCAUUCUUGGUUACGUACAACAUUAUUUUCCGUGGUCUUGUUGUUUUAGAAAUUUGAGUCUUCUUCUGAUGAAAUUAGGCAUGGCCCUGAGGAGAUAAAGGUAUCUUUGGGCCCUGUAUGCUAAUCUUAAUACAUCUUUGUUCAACUAACUAGGACACUAACUUAUAAAGUUUUUUUCUAUCAUUCCCUAUCUUCUGGUUGUUUUGGGAGGAUAAAGACUACAGGUUGUAGUAUGUACUUCCAUUUAAGUAAUUGAAAUGUUACGUUUAUUUUAGGGUUUUUAGGCUUAGGUUUCCAGCUACUUCGAGUCCUCGUCCAUCAUGACAAAAGCGUUGAGUUUUUCCUCUUUACAGAAUCAGGAAGGGGGGAAGAUGAAUUCGUCGAGCAGCCCAGGCGCUGUAUCGGGAACAAUGGCGGGAGCAGGAGGGGAGCUUACGCCCGUUGUCUCGUCGUCACAAAUCGUUGUGACGCCGCGAAGUACAGUCAGCGAUGCUUUGGAGCUGCUGCAUCAGGUUGCCAGUCACCCGCUAACGCCUCCAGUGAGGGAAACUCUUUCGAGACUCAUAAAAACUCUUCGGCAUAUUCAGCAGAGUAUUAAAACCGCAGCGAAACUUGAUCAGCUGCAGUCUACUAGGACGAAUUCGAGCGCUGCCUCCAACGCUUCUUCAGGAUCAAGUAGUGAUGCAACUACGGCACCAGGAACUUCGAAUCCAGAAAACGGAGCCAUGAUCACAAACACAACAACAGCUACUGCUACUAGUACAAGUACUGCAAAAAUUAUAUCGCGAUCCCAUUCCGCACCUAAUAUGUCUUCCUUACCUCGAGAAAAGCUCCGCGACCUAUACGACGAAGCCUGUUCCCAAGCUGGGACCUUGCGUUUUGAAAUCGCGAUGAGUUACAAGGACACUCCAGAAAUGCGGGAUCUAUUGGUCAGUAAAGUCCAACAAUGCCACGACUUGCUAAAACAGAUGUACAAAGCUUUGUGCGAUCGGCUCAGUGUCCAGAUGGCAUUAGACGGGCUCAGAGACAUGAAGGACACAGCGGUCGGAGUGGCGAUUUCGUGCCGGACCACGUUUUUGAACUUGUGCGAACAAGUGAUUGAAAUAUUGGAUUCAAUGGCUACGCAAGUGCCAGGUACUGCUUCUUCAAUGUUGUUGUGCAAUUCUAUACCUCAACAUCAUCACGAUUUCUAUACUUGUCAUCAAUGAAUAUGAAAAUCACCAUCCCUGCUCCCAGACCACAUCAAAACAACAGGCUACAGCGUCCUAAAACGCCUACACGAUAGUGCUCUAGAAGCGUUAUUGCGCUUAAAAGAACUGCUGUGCGGAGAAACUGGUCUUGCUAUCACACUGCGACGUCGAUUUCUGCACCAGAUUGAGCAGGCACUGGAAUAUUUGCACGCUGUGAAAGACCGGCUUAUCAAGUCGCAGUCGCUUUCGCUCGCACUAGACUUAAGGCUUACGUCAAUUCAUUUUAAGAAGCAUCUUUGAAACGGUUCCAAGAGAAAAAAGCGCUCUUCAAAGAUGCGCUUCAAGAUGAUAAUCAAAAAAAAUAACAAGGUCUAAUACACACACUCGACGACAUCGAACGCAACGCCGAAGCGCUCUGCCUAGUCGGUUGUGAUCGAUUGGAUAGCUUUUACGGCGAAAGCACUCAGGGCGUGGUCAGUAGCGACAAGCACGGUGCGGGCAAGGGCUUAGAUCUCGUGCGAGAAAGCACCAAUAGGGUGCAAGCGGAGCUACGGAGACUCAAAGAACAGUUCGUGAAGGAGAAGUUAGCAGCUACGAGGACGAAGAUUCGAGACUUUCAGCAGGAAAUGCUGAUUGUGAACGACCAAAACAUAGCGAAAUUACAACAGAAAUACGAAGACUGCUUCAAUGCGCUACAGCAAUUAACGACUGCUGAGUUCCUAGAAUUCCCGCAGGAUGCCUUGCUACCAGAGCAAAUUCUUCUGCUUAGGAAAAAGAUCUCCAUGGUGGGGGAUUACUUGCAGGAUACGGUACUACAAUUACCAUGCUACUACUAUUUUGAUUUUUGCUAAAGCUUAUUGCCUGAGGUAGUUCUUGAAGGUCAGCGUAAGGGAAUCCAGAUUAGGGAAUCAUGAUGCCUCGAAAGUAUCUCUCCGUCUCUUGUCACUCGAGGCAAGCCAGCACCAUCGACUUUUUAUUUUUUGGUGAAUCAACUUAUCAAUUUUUCUCAGGUAACCCGCAACCACUUAACGAGUACUCUUAUCACUAGUUCGAUGCAGUAUAUGCGGAGCCUAGUCAACCUGCGGAAAGCUUGCGGCAUGCUGUCCCAGUACGGGGAGAGUAUCAAAAGCCUAGUGCCCUUCCAUGAAGAGAUAGGCUUUCUACUUGAGGAGGCGUCGGAGCGAGUGAGCCGACUUCUUUUAUUCGAGAAAAUACGCGGUCUGUUGCCAGUAGAAUUUGUGUCGCAGAUGCUGAAGGAGGCGUUUGAGUCUGUGAACAACUUGCGCAUAGCGAUCCAAGCAGCAGUUACAACGGCUGUGACGACCGUAGUGGCGACCGGGAAGAAUGCUGCAGGUACUUGAUCUUCGAUUUCUUCUCUAAUCAUGGUCGAUGGAAUUAGAAGGCAUUGCUUGCCUGCUAGAAUCUCUUAAUUCCUUUUCACGUCACUUUUCUAAUUCGCUUCGCACUAUCUAUCUACCUGGUACAAGCACAACACACACACCCACACAGACGGAGUGCAUUCUGCGGCAGUGGAAACGCAACGACGCAUGGUUGCCAUAUUGACGCGCAUCUGCUCAUUGAUUUUGAACGCCCAACGCGAUGCCGUGUACGGCAUGUAUCAGCUUGGGCUGGACAGCGUCAUCUUCGCAGACCGAAUCUUGGGUGUAGUUCAAUUUGCCGAAGCGGUUGUAAGCAAGGCUCGCAGCGUGAACACGCUUAAUUCGGUGCUGGAAGGGAGCACGAAGAAAGCGCUGGCAUUGGACAGAUUCAUCACGGGAGGGGCGGCUAGGGAUCUCCUCGAAAACGCGAUUGAAGAUUACCAGAUUCGGGGAGGUAGGAUUCACUCUACGAGUAUGGUUUAG